AUGGCUUUACGCUUCCGCAAAGUCAUCCCAUAUGCCAUACCUGGAGUGCUGGCACUUCUUGGCUGCUGGUGGAUCUAUUCCCGUAGAAAAAAGUAUGCAAGCUAUUACAGCAAACAAGAAGUAGCCGUUGAAGAGCAGCGGGAAGUGCCAGAAGCAUGUGUUCCGACGAGAGAGGCAGUCUUCGAGGAAGAGGAAUGCCCAGAGAAUGAAACCUCGACCUCCCUGCGGUCAGCAGGGUUGACGACGCCCUCUCUUCUGUGUCAAACUCAUGAGAGGCUAGAUCUCUCACAGGACCUUCCAGACCUGUCAGUAACGACACUUCAGCCCAGCACGCUUGAAGACGACAGUGAAAAACUAGAAACGAUAGUAUCUCAAGAUGAAAGCAGUGGCACUGCUUGUGCAUCUCUCCCUCUGACGUCAGAGUGUCACGUCAGCACUGCAGCGAGCCUUCUACAGGAUUCAUGCUCUAGUGCCAACCAAGAUGAGGGGCCAUCAGCAUCAAUGACACUGACACGAGAGUCUUUGGGAAUCACGGAGGAGAUCAGCAAUGCAGAGCAGCCAGAUGAUUCCUCAUUUAAGCCCCCUGAGGAAAGCCAGAUGCCAGAAAUUGUGCCAUCGGAUACUGGCUGUGUGACAGCCCUUUCCUUGGGAAUGGAGAAGGAAGCCAAUAUCCCACAAGCCUUUCUCAAUAAUGAAGUUGAAGUUGUAUCAAGUCACAAGGAUUCUGCAGCGAGCAUGUCACCGGGUAGUUCGGAGUCUGCCUGUUUGGAGCCGCCCAGGGAAGAAAAGAUGUCUGAGUCAAUUACCAGUACUGUACCUGUGUGUCCGGAGGAGGACACACAGCCAAAAGGAAAUGAAUUGGAAAGAGAGAAGAUUGGAGAAGUGAGUUUGGACAAGGAAGAAGUUGAGAAAAUUGAGCAAGUAGCAAUACAGAUAAUUUCCAAGGUCAUUUUGGCAGCAACUGAGGAAGUGCUGUCUGGUUCUGCAAGCGAUGUGCCCACUCGGAUCUGCCAGGCUGCUGCCAGCCGACUUGAGACACCUCUGGAGAUGGCAAGCGUUGUUUCCUCUGAUCAGAUGCUUGCAGAGGAAGCUACAGUAGCUGAUGAGAACAUUGCUGUGAAGAGUGAUGCUGCAGUAAUGACAUCCCCACAGACAGAGGAACAGGAUCAGAGUGUGACCGAUUCCGGCUGUUUAAUACAUGGCUGUCUAUCCGGCCCUAUUCAGGGAGACAGAAAAGAUGGCCAGGUGAGGAGCCGUGUGUGCAGUGAGGAAGUGCUGUCUGAUUCUACAAGCGACGUGCCUGCUCGGAUCUGCCAGGCUGCUGCCAGCAGAGUUGAGACACCUCUGGAGAUGGCAAGCGUUGUUUCCUCUGAUCGCGUGGUUGUGGAGGAAGCUACGGGAACGGAUGAGAACAUUGCUGUGAGGAGUGAUGCCGAGGUAAUGACAUCCCCGCAGACAGAGGAACAGGAUCAGAGUGUGACAGUUUCCAGCCGUUUAUUGCGGGGCUGUUUAUCCAGCCCUGUUCAGGGAGACAGAAAAGAUGGUCGGGUGAAGAACCGUGUGUGCAGUGAGUCCCAAGGAGCUGAGUGGACUCCUGUGGAAAACUAUGGAGGGUCACUGGAAAAUUCACCUUUGGUUAUGGGGGACUUUGGGUGCGGUGCACGUGCAUCCGAAGGUGGGACAAGUGUGAAGGACCCACUGCAGAACACAAUGCUGUCUGUCGCAUCAGGCCAGCAUUCGGACUCACUGAGGAUAUCUGCAACCCAAGAAGCACCUGCUGAGCAGAGCUCAGUACCAAGUGAGAAACCUCCUACUCUGAAGCUACCUGAAGGCAGCAAAGUGCCGUACAGUAAUGGGAUGCUGAAAGGGGAUGGUCCAGACUUGCAUCAUGAGUGUAGCAGGGCAGCAGGGAUGGAUGGAGAUCACUCAGGAGCUUUGGAUGUCAAAAACAUGGAUUUUGUGGACAGUGGCUGUGCCAUGAGGAAGACAGUGGCUCACCAGAACGCUCAGCUAGAAGCAGAGUCCAGCAAGUCCGACUUCAUUAUCUGGGAAAUAGAGGUCCCAAAGGAUUUAGUUGGCCGCUUGAUCGGCAAACAAGGAAGAUUUAUGAACUUCUUGAAGCAAGCAUCUGGUGCCAAAAUUUAUGUCUCAACACUACCUUAUUUCCGUGACUCCCAAGUCUGUCACAUUGAAGGCUCCCCGCAACAAGUAGAAAAAGUACUGGGCCUGAUUGGCAAGAAGUUCAAAGAGCUAUGUCUCACCAACAUCCACGCUCUACCUCCACCAACACCACUGACACUUCAGUCUCUCCUUAUGACUGCCUGGCUCUUCCUCCCAGAUGGAGUUGCUGUAGAGGUAGUCGUGGCAAACCAAGUCGAUGCUGGACACAUGUUUCUCCAGCAGCAUACACACCCCACUUUCCAUGUCCUGCGUAGCCUUGACCAGCAGAUGUACGCCUGCUACUCUCAACCUGAAAUUCCAACCCUGCCAACUCCAGUAGAAGUUGGUAUCAUCUGCGCGGCUCCAGGCCUGGAUGGGUCAUGGUUACGGGCUCAAGUUAUCAGCUACUUCGAAGAGACUGGUGAAGUGGAGCUCAGAUACGUGGACUAUGGAGGAUACGACAAAGUGAAGAUAGACAAACUCAGGCAAAUCAGGUCUGAUUUCUUAUCACUACCUUUCCAAGGAGCAGAAGUUCUACUAGACAACGUGGUACCACUUCCAGACGAGGAUCACUUUUCAUCCGAAGCUGACGCCGCUGUUGUUGAGAUGACCAAAGGCGCAGUCCUAGUGGCGCAGGUCACAAAUUAUGACAAUGCAACAGGUCUGCCACUGAUACAGCUGUGGAACUUGAUGGGAGACGAGGUGGUGUCAGUGAACAGAACUCUGGUGGAAAGAGGAUUUGCUCGGUGGCUUGACUACUAGCGAUGUCCUAGAUGCCUUGACAACUAUUUC
Balearica regulorum gibbericeps (East African grey crowned-crane) is the source of this 2952-nucleotide messenger RNA. Lineage: Eukaryota; Metazoa; Chordata; Aves; Gruiformes; Gruidae. The record is from RefSeq and is a predicted model, not a curated record.